AUAGAUAGAUAGAUAGAUAGAUAGAUAGAUAGAUAGAUAGAUCCCGAAGAAGACUAUAGUUAAGGAGUAGACUGGAAGGAGCUGAGAUGAUGCCAGACAAACCUGAACUGAUCCUCUUCUGCCACAAAUAGCCUUCAACGGUUCAUCAUGGGGUUGAGCCAAACCUCCAGCAUCACCCCAGACAUCAGCUUGCUGGCGGAAGCUGUGGCGAGCAACCAUCUCAACACAUCAGGCGCCUCGCACACCUCUUCACUACCUCUGCCGUCAUGCAGCAUCGAUGAAUCCUACAAAUAUGUCUUCCUACCCGUCUGCUACUCGCUGACCUUCCUUUUCAGCCUUACCCUGAACUCGGUGGUGCUCCUGCGCUCCUGCUGGCAUCAUGGACGACGUUGGAACACUUCACUGAUAUACAUGGUGAACUUGGCCACCACUGACUUGAUGUACGGCCUGUCUCUGCCCUUUCUGGUGGCGAGCUAUGUGCUGAGGGACUGCUGGGUGUUUGGGGACUUCAUGUGCCGCCUCGUACGCUUCCUGUUCUACUUCAAUCUCUACUGCUCUAUCUUCUUCCUCACCUGCAUCUCUGUGCACAGGUAUCUGGGGAUCUGUCAUCCGAUGAGGACCAUCACACUGGAAAGUAAGCGGGUGGUGAAGGGGAUCUGUGCAUUAGUUUGGGUGGUGGUCUUCAUUCUCACCUGCCCCAUCUUCAGGUUCGCCCAGACCGGAUACGUUAGGCGUAGAGCUGGUGAGGCUGUAGAGCCUGGAGAAGGGAGCGAUGAUGGUAACAGGACUGGAGACCAGGUUGGCGAUGGGUACAUAAACUGCUGGGAUGAUGCCAUAGAUAAGGAGUUUGCAGACUACGUCCCAUAUGGCAUUGUUCUCCACCUUUUAGGCUUCUUUGUGCCCUUCGUCAUCAUCGCCUGGUGCUACUCCCAUGUGGUCCGGACAAUAUUUCAGACCCUGCGCUCUCCUCCCAGUUCAAUAGAGGGUGGCGAGGAUGGACCGGUGGGUGAUGGGUCUGUGGAAGGAGUUCGAGGGCGCGAGAGAACCUCCGUCUCUAUUUCUGGCUCACAGUACUCACACUACAUCCGCCGCCGGCGGAAAUCCAUUAAAACCAUCGUCACCAUCACACUGCUGUUUGCGCUCUGCUUCCUACCCUUUCAUGUGACUCGUACGCUCUUCUUGCUCCUACGGCGGGGACAGCUUGGCGGCUGCAAUGCCAUGAAGACCGUCUCCAUCUGCUACAAGGUCACCAGACCUCUGGCCUCCUGCAACGCAUGGCUCAAUGCUCUGCUCUACUUCCUCACGGGCGAUAAAAGUGGCCCCAGCUGCUGGCCAGCAGAACGCACCAUCCAUCGAGACCGCCGUAAUGGCUCCCUCUGGUGGCCGCUGAAGAUCCUCAAAAGAGAUGGAGUGGGAGAAGACGAUAACGAGGUGGCCGAGAGGGUUGAAAGGGAAGUGCACAUAGAGAACGAGUCCAAGUCCUCCAGAGUCAUCUUCUAGGAUGCUAUAGAUCCUCAGUGGGUCAAAGGCCACAUGAAUGACAAGGGCUGGAAAUGUGGGAUUGCUGUUUUUUAUUUGAGGAUGUCUACAGACUCCUCAUUGCACCACACAUUUACUGACUGCUUCUGCAGUGCAACUGUAAGUCUCAUUAAUGGCAUUGGUAAUUUCUUGAGAAACAUUUCCAACUUGUUCAAGCAUAGAACUUUUAAAAAAAACAAUAACUGCUAAAAAGAAACAGGAACUUCUUUCUUGGGCAGAGUUUGAUUGGAUUUGCAGAAUAUAUGCAGCAGUCAGUCUGAAUACUGGAAUUGUUUUUAAAAUGAAAAAGGACCAACAAACUGAUGGAGGAGAUGGUGUUUAUUUCAAAUAAUCUGUAACUGAAUUAUAAACAAAGCUGUCAAAUUGUUAAGUCACAAUAUUCUAACAGAAAUUCUGAUAUAUUUUUUCUUAAUUUUGUGAUUUGAGCUCCUGAAUUGUUGAUUUCAUGACCAGUUGCAGACAAUGGCUACAGCAAAGUGAGCUUGGUUCCGCUGGAGGUCUUUUCCUCCCCACUAUUGCCAAGUGCUGCUUCUAUGGGAUCAUCUGAUUGUUGAGGUUCUCUCUUUAAAAUAGUAGGCUAUGUACCUUAAGUGCAUUAAGAUGAGCGCUAUAUACUUAAAGUAAAAGCUUUUCCGUGUUGAUUUGCCCGUUGAUGCUCUCGGGCUGGAUGAUUUUAAAAUGAUUAGCUACCUGCACAAAUCUGUUUUUAUUUAUUCUAUUUAUUUCUUUGACUUUCUUUGACUUUGGGAACCGGUCUCGAGCCCUGUAGUGGCUUUCACAAAGCACAAACAUUUCACUUUACAUAGGAAGGAGGGACGAUUUUUUACUUUUAACCGAAUAAAUCAAGAAUUCCAUCAACUCACAGCUGUAUUGUCAAAGCUUGAAGGGAGGGCGGCUCGCGCCUUUCUCCUUCCGCCUUCCUCCCACAGUCCAAACAUAUGCAUGUUCAGAAUGCCUGGCUGUCUCAUUGUGCUACACCUGUCCAGGUGUACCUCACCCUUGACAGCUGGAACAGGGUUGUGCACCACAGCGAUGCUGCUGGAUGGAUGGGUUCACAAUGUUGAAAAUAAAUAUGAAUCCUUUUUUAUGUACUUCUUUAUGAAAUAAAUGUUUUCUUCUAUUCUUUCAAACUACAGCAGGAUGAUCACAGCUGACAGGAGAUGCUGUCUCUACCUUUACCUUCUGUACAGUGAAAUUUUUUCAUUGUUGUGCUUUGGGAAAUCUGAACAUUUGUAGAAGCAAAUCUCUCAGAAAAAAGGACGAGAAGAAAAAUGUUUGUGCAUGAAUCCACUGAAGGUCAAAUCUGAUUAAAGCUGCAUGUUAAAUUUCUGUGAAGUAUGUUGAAUUUUAAACAAUAAGGGUACAGAUCAUAAGGACACGGGAGUCCUGACCAAUCAGUUGUUUCUUCUAUGAUGUUGUUGAUGUUUAUUAAAAAAAGAGUAGAAACUGCUCUGUGUCCCCUUUAGUCAAACCCACUGAAGUACUUCCUGUUUAUAAAUACACUGCGUUUUCAGCGCUGACGAGUUAUUAAAAUUUUAAAGUGACCGUUAUGAUUUUCCGCUGUGAGGUCAUUCAGCUGUUACUCGUGGACCUUUGUACCUGCUGACUGCAGCCGUGUCGGCCCUGCUGUUUGGAUGGAACUCCUUCAGGGGCACGCGCUGCAGCUUCCUGUCAUGUUGUUGCAGAGCCUGGGUCACUCUGUGAUAUCACACCUCAUUUCUUUGAUGUUUUUGUGGGACUUUGUCUGGAUUAAAGUGUAUUAUUGAACUCA
Molecule: messenger RNA, 3310 nt
Organism: Oreochromis aureus
Lineage: Eukaryota; Metazoa; Chordata; Actinopteri; Cichliformes; Cichlidae
Product: P2Y purinoceptor 3-like
Exons: 2
Coding region: 148-1500 (450 amino acids)
Biological process (GO): G protein-coupled receptor signaling pathway
Cellular component (GO): membrane
Molecular function (GO): G protein-coupled receptor activity; oxysterol binding
Source: RefSeq, a predicted model, not a curated record